AUGGUCCAGCCGCUCGCUCCCUCAGGGCUAACCUGUGCAGUCUGCAGGUCGACCUACAACGCGCACGAUCGUCGUCCGCUUAUCUUCUCCAGCUGCGGCCACACCUUCUGCGAGGAAUGCCUUAGGACGGAGAACCGCAAGAGUGUGUUCCAGUGCCCUUCUUGCCGGCAGGACCGCGACCAGUUCCGGACGCUGAAGCCUAACUUCGCGCUGCUCGACCUGCUCGAAGCGGCUGUAAGAAAAGAAAAAAUCUUGCAACUGGAGCACCAAGAGAAAUCUGGAAGAAAGGGUGUUGCAUUAACAUUAAUUUCUACACCUGAACCAUCGGCUUUAGGUCCAACAUCAAUAACAGUUUCAGAGCCAGCAUCAGCCUCUCCGUCAGGCAAAGCUAAGGCCUGUUGCGGAUGCUGUUGCAGAAGACUGACCUGA
Penaeus vannamei (Pacific white shrimp) is the source of this 429-nucleotide messenger RNA. Lineage: Eukaryota; Metazoa; Arthropoda; Malacostraca; Decapoda; Penaeidae. The record is from RefSeq and is a predicted model, not a curated record.